Emiliania huxleyi CCMP1516 is the source of this 180-nucleotide messenger RNA. RefSeq lists its product as hypothetical. The record is from RefSeq and is a predicted model, not a curated record. The transcript has 2 exons. NCBI's taxonomy places the organism in Eukaryota, Haptophyta, Isochrysidales, Noelaerhabdaceae. Bases 1 to 180 code for a protein of 59 amino acids.
AUGCGACCGUCCUCGCAGCCGACAGUCCACCGCCUGCUAAAGAAGCACAGCGACGAAUGCGGCACCGGCGACACAUGGCAGGCUGGUCAUGACGCAAGCCUCUACAACCAACUCUACAGCAAAAAUCGCGCGCUCUACAGCGCUCUACAACGCACGCAGUUCGUCCCGCGCCGGAUGUAG